Messenger RNA from Fomitopsis serialis, 930 nucleotides. RefSeq lists its product as uncharacterized. NCBI's taxonomy places the organism in Eukaryota, Fungi, Basidiomycota, Agaricomycetes, Polyporales, Fomitopsidaceae. The record is from RefSeq and is a predicted model, not a curated record. Bases 1 to 792 code for a protein of 263 amino acids. The transcript has 5 exons.
AUGGUACGUGGGGGCGUGCAUCACGGGAGGAUGAACCGUAGCAGGCCGCGCGCCGCAAAGACUGUGACCGGAUUGCGAUAUCGUGUAUGCAACGUGUGCUCUGACAUCGGGGAUGUGCUUCACGUGUACCAUAGCGUCGUGGCAGAAUUUGUCAGUCAAUUCGUUGCUAUGUGUGCGGAAAACUGUACUCACCGCGUGAGGCGGUUUCGACGCGCAACCCCAGUCGAUAAGAUAUGCUCGGGAGGCCUGGUCGUUGAAGAGGACGUUCGAAAGAGUGGAGUGUUGGUGAAGCCAAGAGGCGAGAGGGAGCGUAAGGAACGUACGGCGGCAGUCGCCUGGAUCUCUUGUUCAGAUAUUAACGCCUUGGCGUACCCGCCCUUAUAUUUGCCUGCGACGACUUUAUACACGACGCCGUGCUCGCCUUGCUCUUCGUUCUUCCGCACUUUGAACUUCAAGUUCUUCUUAUCGACCCACAGUGUCAGGUCAUCUGCAAACGUACGUGACGGUGGCCCAUGCGACGAAGCACGCGAAAGGUCGCGGACUGGGAGCUCAAAGGACUUCUAUUCCAUGCUUACCGUGCCCUGGACGACCGGUGCAGCCCAUGCUGUAACACACAAGGCGAUCAACGAGGAAAUAAAGAAGAAGAUAAAGAUAAAGAGAAGGGAAGAGUUGAAGACGAAUGCAAUACUAGAGGAGGAGGACCAGCCAAGCUCGAUUUGCAGUUCAUCGUGCGCCCUCUUUAUGGGUCGCUGGAAGUGUGAUCCACCGCCUGUCACCGUGCGUUCUGCAUGACCGUGAAUUCAUGUCCCUGAUCUUGCUCUGAUCGCACCAUCAAUAGUUGUAGUGCUCUUCUUGCCGAUAUGAUGGAAGCAUAGCCAAUCAUGGCCGAGUGUGUCCGAGUUGCUCAACUCUAAGAUGCGAUCUUGAUCG